GCCGUCUCCAUCCGGAGGAACCUAAUAUUCUCUUUUGCUCAUGUCGCUCAGCAAGAGAUCGCCUAUUAUCUAUCCCUUGGAAUCAUCUCCACGCUCGUUCGCAGCCUUAAUCGACCGACCGGUCACGGCCCACCAUAAUCCAUGAUGGGAGACACCAGUCCGAACAAAUCAGCAAGUCCGAAUUGGUCGGAUUCAUCAUCGGGGUCCUCCCUCGAACCAACUAUUCACUCGCCGGUCCCCGCGCGGCAACAGCUGCCGAGCCGGAAGAGCAGCGGCACCGUAAUUGAGCCCCGCGACUCGUCUGCCGUCGGUCCCAUUGAGCUGCAGGUCGGGCCGGAUGACGCGGGCUCCAUGAGCCCGAGGAGAACGAGCGAGGAUAUCCAGACACUCAGCAAGGAGGCGCGAGAAGAACUGCAAAGGCAUGCCAAAGCAUUGCAAGAAUCCCUCAUCAACCUCUUUAACCGGAUUGAGGCGGUCAAGGAGGAACACGACAAGCUCGACAGCCACAACAAGUUCCUGCAAAAGUACAUCGGCGACCUGAUGUCGACGAGCAGGAUCACAUCGUCCAGCAGCCGAAAUAAGAAGUGAACUACCGAGUCUCGUCGAGCUAGCUUCUUGGGGGAGAGGAUGAUGGGUCAGCGAUCGAGCCUGGGCUAGGGAAACGUUGCCGGCCCGGCCAGCCCGAGUCAACGGCAGACACCGUCAGGGUCACGCCGCCGUGCCGUGCAGAAGAAUUCCUUUCCGGCGAC
Messenger RNA from Thermothielavioides terrestris NRRL 8126, 749 nucleotides. RefSeq lists its product as uncharacterized. NCBI's taxonomy places the organism in Eukaryota, Fungi, Ascomycota, Sordariomycetes, Sordariales, Chaetomiaceae. The transcript is spliced from 2 exons. Bases 145 to 588 code for a protein of 147 amino acids. The record is from RefSeq and is a predicted model, not a curated record. Gene Ontology annotation, cellular component: trans-Golgi network.